Mauremys mutica (yellowpond turtle) is the source of this 2021-nucleotide messenger RNA. It is a transcript of the gene SERPINE3, whose product is annotated as serpin family E member 3. The transcript is spliced from 9 exons. Bases 418 to 1623 code for a protein of 401 amino acids. Gene Ontology annotation, molecular function: serine-type endopeptidase inhibitor activity. Gene Ontology annotation, biological process: negative regulation of endopeptidase activity. NCBI's taxonomy places the organism in Eukaryota, Metazoa, Chordata, Testudines, Geoemydidae. The record is from RefSeq and is a predicted model, not a curated record.
CUUCCUGCACUCAAACUCCCUCCCUCCAUUGGUAAGUAUAACUCUUAGUUAAUUAGAAUUUUUUGACUAACUGGCAUCCCCCAUUCCCCCCAACAUGCCAGAUAAAGCUUUUCCUGUACCUUUUUGUUCCUUGCCUUGGAUUUGCUGAUCAGUGACAUGCCUCUUUGCCUGGCUCUAUCUAGAGUCUGUAGCCUACAGGAAUUUGGACAGAGUGGUACAGACAUCGCCGAUAGAGACUGCGAUCACUGACUAUUCCUUUAAAUGCAGUCUCAUGACUUAGACCUUACUCCACCACAUAUUAAAGAAGGGGACAGAAGUACAUACGGAGCUCCAGCUCAGCCGCACAGGACACAGCAAGGCAAUUAAAUACAGCAAACUGUGUAAUUAUCUGUGGGAGAUAUUCCAUAGGGUGCCUUCAUGUUGCCCCUUGUCUUCACUGUGCUCGUUCUGUACUCUUGCUUCUUAACCAGUGGAAGCUGUGACCUCUAUGAUGAGCUAAAGGAGUUGAAAACUGAAUUUGACAUCAAUCUCUACCAGCGAUUAGCAGAACCAGAGAACAGAACUAACUUGAUAGUUGCACCAGCAAGUGUGUCUAUUUCUUUGGGGCUACUGCAGUUUGGAGCUCGAGGAAACACCUUUAUGCAGCUGGAAAAUGCUCUUGGAUACAACAUCCACGAUCCAAAAGUGCAGGACUUCUUGCAUACCGGAUACGAAGAAGUGACCAACUCUAGCCAAGGCCCUGUAGUUCAGCUGGCAUGUGCCCUAUUUGUGCAAGCUGGAGUUCAUCUGUCUCCUGACUUCAUUGAACAUACUGCACUCUGGGCAAACAGCAGCCUGCAAAAAAUCAACUUCAGUGAGCCUAACAGCACUGCUGCACAGAUAAAUGAAUGGGUUACCGGUAACACUGAAGGUGGAGAAGCAGACUGCAUACAUCUGGAUACAGUUGGUUCACCACUUACUCAGAUGGCUGUGGUGAGCACCAUGUAUUUCAAAAGCACGUGGCAAAAGAAAUUCUCUUUCACAGAUACUCAGUCCUUGCCUUUUACCACUGCGGAGGGUGUCACCCUGAAAGUGCCCACAAUGUACCACAUGGCUGAAGUCAAUUAUGGUCAGUUCCACACCGCAUCGCUGGAGCGGUUCAGUGUAGCCGAGUUGCCUUAUCUGGGGGAGACAGUCAGCAUGUUUGUGGUGCUUCCCAGUGAUAGGAGGACAUCUCUGACCCAGAUUGAGUCACAUCUCUCAGCUAAAAUCAUCACUGUUUGGGCCAACAGCUUAAAGAGAAUGAAGAUGGAUAUUUUUCUACCUAGAUUCAGAAUUCAAAGUCACUUUGACUUAAAAAUGGUUUUACCUGCCUUGGGAAUUACAGACAUGUUUGAUCCAACUGAGGCUGAUUUUAAAGGUAUUUCAGAGCAAGGCGGGCUUUACAUUUCAGAAGCUAUUCAUAAAGCAAAGAUUGAAGUGACAGAAGAAGGUACGAAAGCAUCAGGAGCUACAGCUAUGGUGCUAUUAAAAAGAUCUCGAACUCCUAUCUUCAAAGCAGACAGACCUUUUCUCUUUUUCCUAAGGCAUGCCAAUACAGGCUCGGUGCUCUUUAUAGGAAGAGUUACAAAUCCCUCAGAAUAAGUGUGUCCAAUGCACCCUCCCCUUAUUCCUUCUGCAGCCAUCUUUCCUUCAGUGAAACUGAGGUGCACUGUGCAUAUUUAUUAAAAACUGGAUACUUGUGGAUUUUUUGCAAAAUAAUUUUAAGGAAGAGUGGAUAAAUGUUUAACCAAAUAACCUUGUAAAUAAAAUGUAUUACAUUUGCAUUUUGUGUAGAGUGCUUUUAUUUUGUAGCUGUAUAAAAGCAUCUUUUACUCUUUUUAAAAAUGGUUGGAGUCACAAGGUAACAGGAGACUGGCUAAAACCAACAGAAUGUAUUACAGUUAUUCGUGUUCUUUGCUCACAAGACUGAGUUAGCUGAGAGGAGGCAAUACCAGCCCACCACAAAGCUUUACAUUAGCUGCUAUUUUUCAAGUGGUGGU